Molecule: messenger RNA, 800 nt
Organism: Bolinopsis microptera
Lineage: Eukaryota; Metazoa; Ctenophora; Tentaculata; Lobata; Bolinopsidae
Product: protein SPATA45 homolog
Exons: 4
Coding region: 23-250 (75 amino acids)
Source: RefSeq, a predicted model, not a curated record
UUACAUUUAUUGAGCUGCAAGGAUGUCUAAUGUUGAAUCGUGGUGCACUGUCGAACUGACAUCAGACCAGAGCCACAACAGAAAGCAACGUAAACAUCAUCCUGAACAGUUUAACAGUACUGUAUUCCAGGCUGGAGCUCAGACAAGUACAGGACAAUCCGGACGAUUAACUAGUUUUAAUACCUCUCAACCAAAGCUUGCUCAGAAGAAACAUUUUCCUGCCAAACAUGAUCACACGUUCCAAAUCUAAGUUGGGAGCAACAUUUAAAAACCCUGGAGGUACACCUCAUAGCCUGGUGAUAUGAGAAUCAGAGAUUAUACUGGCAGAUACUAUGAUAGGACUUUUAAAGUUGAACUUUUCUUACGUCCACUAUCAAAGUGAUAGGCUCUCCAUAGUAAUUUCACAGAAGAACACUCCUUUAAUUUGAAUGCAGUUCCUUCGUGUCACCUUCAUACUUUUUCUAUAUUCAUUUCUAGGUGAAAUAUAUUAACAAUUAUCGUAUUUUACAAUCGAAGAUAUUUAUAAAUAAACGAGACUUUGAGAUCUAAUAUUAUUAGGAAAUAGGGGUGAUGUAUAAAAAUUUGUGUAUAUAACAAGAUAAGAUAUUUUAAAUGCAAAUGUUUCUGUAAAAAUUGUGUGUAUAUUUAUUAAUAUAUACCGAUGCUAGAUUUUAUUGAAUAGCUAUUUUUUGUUUCUUUCUAUCAGUGUGUACAGUUCUUUAAUAUAGAGUAUGGUAUAUUUAUUUUUUUGAUAAUGUCAGAUGUUCUUCGUAUAAUUUAUUUUGCAGCUUUUAAUUAAA